AUGCGCGGUGACGUCACGGUCCUCCGCGGCGAUGGCAUCAUCGGCCGGCCGCGACGCACACCGGCCGACCUGCCAAAAUAUCGCCGCGGCGAGCUCCCCGCGAUCGGAUUUAAUUUCGGUAUACCUGUUAUCAGCGCUAAGGCAACAUUGCCCCCCGUACCAUGCUCGCGAGCAGUGCUCCGUAGUCCAUACGCCGUCGACGGUUAUGAUCUAGCGCGCGACGCGACUACGUCCGCCGGCUCGCGUCACCGAUCCCGUGGUAUCGGGGCUAGGGUCGGGCGCGCGCUAUCGUUCGCCAGUCAUCAGUGCUGUGCGAUCAGCUCCGCCGCGAGAGGUGAAUUAAGGCUCCGAAUCCUCGCGUCCGCUGGCACGACGAUCCUUGUAUUUGAAACACUCUCGCGCUGCGCGGGA
Molecule: messenger RNA, 411 nt
Organism: Iphiclides podalirius (scarce swallowtail)
Lineage: Eukaryota; Metazoa; Arthropoda; Insecta; Lepidoptera; Papilionidae
Source: the annotation of a GenBank genome assembly